Cataglyphis hispanica is the source of this 1287-nucleotide messenger RNA. RefSeq names its product phosphotriesterase-related protein-like. The record is from RefSeq and is a predicted model, not a curated record. Gene Ontology annotation, biological process: catabolic process. The transcript has 7 exons. Lineage: Eukaryota; Metazoa; Arthropoda; Insecta; Hymenoptera; Formicidae. The coding region runs from base 217 to 1287 and encodes 356 amino acids. Gene Ontology annotation, molecular function: zinc ion binding.
AUGUACAUGUACAAUGUCACAACAGUUACGAUCGCCCUAGGUAUCAGAUACAUUUGCUGUGCUAUCUACGAAACAAGUAACAUUCAGCUUAGAUAAUUUUAAAAAGUGUACUUGAUUACAUUUACCAUUAAGAAUAGAAUAUAAAAAAUUAAAUUAAAUUACUAUAAACUCUUUGUUUUUAAAAAAUUGUGAAGAUAGAAAGCAGUAACUCAUAUAAUGGAUGGUAACUACGUGGAAUCUGUACUGGGAGCUAUGAAAAUGUCCAACCUUGGCACAACAUUAACGCACGAAUAUUUAGUAAGCAAUUUUUGCAGUCUCUAUCUGGAAGUAAAUUCAGUUUCUAGUAAUUGUUCUGGACUAACAUAUGAUUUUGGAUCUUCUUCUUUACGGAAUUUCGGAUAUGUUAAGCAGUAUCCAUAUAACAAUCUGUAUAAUCUGCAACUUGAUGAUGAAGAGGGAAUAGUUGCUACUAUUGAGGACUUGAAAUUAUUUAAACAAGCUAAUGGUGGAACUAUUGUAGAGAAAAGCAGUUGUUUGAAUCGCAAGAUUAAUUUAUUGAAAUCAAUUAGUAAAAAGACCAAAGUUAAUAUACUUAUUGGUACAGGGUAUCAUAUUACUGAUGCAAACAAAAUAUUAACUUGCACUGCAACCAUAGAAGAAAUGUACAAUCAUAUGAAUGAUGAAUUUGAAAAUGGUUGUAAAAAUCAUCCCGAUGUGAAGCCAGCAUUUAUUGCAGAAGGCGGCAAUAUUCUUUUAGAUUUUGAAAAACGUGCUCUUCGUGCGAUUGGCGAGUUUCAAGGACAAUUUCGUUAUCCUGUGUGUUUUCAUCCCGGAAAAGAAGUGAUUCCACUUAUGGACGUAAUGCGAAUUUAUCAAGAAGCAGGUGGACACCCUACAGAAUUUGUUAUGGCCCACAUCGAUCGUAUAUUUACUUCAUCUAAAGAGGAUUUCUUAGAAUUCGUCGACGAUACUAAAUGUUAUCUUCAGUUUGAUCAGUUUGGAGUCGAGUCUUCUUUCUAUCAGUUGAAUCAAUUCUCUGAUAUAAUGUCAGAUGCGCAGAGUAUUCAAUUUAUGGCAUCGCUAAAUGGAAAUAGAAAAUUGGAACGAGUUCUUAUGAGUCACGAUAUUCACACCAAGCAUAGGCUGAUAGCUUUCGGCGGGCUUGGAUAUGCUCAUAUUACAAACAAUGUUGUGCCACGCAUGUUAAAAAAAUAUUUCUCGUUGGAAGAGAUGGAACUUAUAAGAAUUCGAAAUCCUUGCAGAUGGCUUAACCGACUUAAUCUAUAA